This is a messenger RNA of Entelurus aequoreus (snake pipefish), 2499 nucleotides long. It is a transcript of the gene fads2, whose product is annotated as fatty acid desaturase 2. The transcript has 6 exons. The record is from RefSeq and is a predicted model, not a curated record. Lineage: Eukaryota; Metazoa; Chordata; Actinopteri; Syngnathiformes; Syngnathidae. Gene Ontology annotation, biological process: lipid metabolic process. Bases 420 to 1034 code for a protein of 204 amino acids. Gene Ontology annotation, molecular function: oxidoreductase activity, acting on paired donors, with oxidation of a pair of donors resulting in the reduction of molecular oxygen to two molecules of water. Gene Ontology annotation, cellular component: membrane.
ACACUUAUAAGUAAAGGUAAUGUUGUGAUCAGAUGUUAUUACAGGUAUGACCACUAGGGGGCAGUACUGGUUAGUAUGCUGCUUACCGUACCACAUAAAGUGGUAGAACAAGAAUGCAUAAAAGACACAUGUAUGUUGUUGAGAACAUGGAGCAUUAAAAGUUAAGUCACUUGCUAUCAACAGCCUCAUCCUUCAAACACCAACAUGACAGUUGUGUGCAUAGUUGAAGCAUCUCCUCAACGCCGAUUGGUCCGGACGCCCUCGAACGAUCGGCUCUGGAAUUUGGACUGACUGGCGUGAAAGAGCGCAGCCAGCAUCAUCGUGGGAAGAUUUGGCGUGAAUUUGUUGAUUGAGUUCGCAGUCUGCAAAGGAUGAGCCCGGCGCGCCAGUGUGCCCUAGGAAAGUCUUGAUCGUUCAGGAUGGGUGCGGGAGGCCAGCUGACGGAGACCGGGAGCAGCGUCUACACCUGGGAGGACGUCCAGAGACACUGCAGCAGGAACGACCAGUGGUUGGUCAUCGAUCAGAAGGUUUACAACAUCACAAAGUGGGCCGAAAGGCACCCUGGAGGGUUUCGAGUCAUCCACCAUUACGCCGGAGAGGAUGCCACGGAGGCUUUCACUGCUUUUCAUCCGGAUAAGAAGUUUGUGCAACUCUUUCUGAAGCCGCUGUUGAUCGGAGAGCUGGUGGAGACGGAACCCAGUCAGGACCGACAGAAAAAUGACGUUACACGGGUGGCACACGAGGUGAUGGAGGACGCCAGAGACAUGGCGGAGUACAGGAGGCAGGAAGAGUCUCUGCGAGCGGAGAAAAGAAGGCUGCAAGAACGGCUGCAGGGGGUCAGGGACACCCACCAUGCGGUCAGGGACACCUACCGUGCGGUCAAGAUCACCUGCGCGGAGAAAAAAAAAAACACCAAAGCUGAGAUUCGCAGUUUUGAACUGAAAUUGGAUCAGCUGCACACCCAACAUGAGCUCUCCCAGCUGAGAAAAAGGUAUGACUACUUGAGUGGGCUGAUAAUUAACUUUCAUUUGUAACUUGUAUUUUUGUAUCUUACCUUAACUGACACUUGUAUUUCUGUUUGGAGAGUGAAUCGCAGCGCGGCGCGGCGGAGAUAAUAAGUCAGAUUGUAGAAUCUACGUUCCUUACAUUUCAAGUCAAGCUUUGCAAUCUCAGCUUUGACACUUUUCUUUUUCUGCCUUACCGUCUGCAGCCGUUCUUGCAGCCUUUUUCUGGCCGCACGCAGAGACUUUCUGCUUCCUGUACUCAAGCCAUGUCCAUGGCGUCCUCCAUCACCUCAAGAAAAUAAAAAGUAAACUCUGCUCAAGUAUGAUUUUGAUUGAUUGAGACUUAUUAGUAGAUUGCACAGUUCAGUACAUAUUCCGUACAAUUGACCACUAAAUGGUAACACCCCACUCAAAGUUCGUACAUCCACACGCACAUUCAUUAUACAAACAUACUGUAUACACAUACUGUACAUAUACAUUCACUGUAAAAACAUACAUAUACACAUACUGUACAUAUACAUUCACUGUACAAACACACAUAUACACAUACUGUACAUAUACAUUCACUGUACAAACACACAUAUACACAUACUGUACAUAUACAUUCACUGUUCAAACACACACUGUAUACACAUACUGUACAUAUACAUUCACUGUACAAGCACACAUACACAUACUGUACAUAUACAAGUACAUAUGCACACAUACACUCAUGCACAUAAUCACGUUUCAUCAAACAUAUAUUAAUGUUGUUGCCCUAGGGUAAACUGGGUAUAACACAUGGCACACUGACAAAGCUUAACCUAUUGUUACUAUAACAAUCUACAAGGUUAAUGUAGGUUGCUUCUCUUUCUUCCCCUCCAUUUUUCUGCAUUCUUUCGUAUCUCAAGUUAUCAUGACGUAUAUGUAUUGUUGCAUUUGAACAAUUGUAUUGUUGAUAAUAAAGGUAAAGUAUUGGUAUUGUUUAUUAUCAAUAGCACUAUUUCUAUUGGUAUUCAUAUUGCUCCAUUUUUAGUGUAAUAAUGAUCAUUGUCAUUUCUGUAUUUUUUUAUUUAUUUUCGCUAACUGCUUAUUUGCUAUUACUUUUACCAUCAUAUUUGUACAUGUCGUAUUUGCUGAUGUUGCUCUGUUGUUGUUGUUGUUGUUGUUGUGUUUGCUGUUGUUGUUUUUGUCUCUCUGUCUAAUCCCCCUCUUGUCCCCACAAUUACCCCCUCUGUCUUCCUUUUUCUCUCUUUCUAUCCCCUCCUGCUCCGGCCCGGCUGCACCAAAUGAUAAUAUAAAUACAUUUAAUAAAGUCAAAAUACAAGUAAGGCAACAAGAGAAGUAUCCUACACUUCUCUUUUGUAAAGUAAAUCUGAACAGCCGAUACGGGCAUCUACAUCUACUAUAUGAUCAUCUGCUAUUUGAUCAUCUACGUCUACAUCUGCUAUUUGAUCAUCUACAUCUACAUCUGCUAUUUGAUCAUCUACAUCUACAUCUACAUCUGCUAUAUGAU